Molecule: messenger RNA, 792 nt
Organism: Ostreobium quekettii
Lineage: Eukaryota; Viridiplantae; Chlorophyta; Ulvophyceae; Bryopsidales; Ostreobiaceae
Source: the annotation of a GenBank genome assembly
AUGUGCCAGGGGCGCGAGUACGUCAUCGAUAUGGACGAAACGGUUGGGCGCACGCUGAGCCCUGGCGAGGUGGACUAUUAUGACCUACCCUUGAACACUAUGAAUGUGGGCGACUGGGCAAGGGGGAUCUACGUGAAGUUCGCCUUAAUGGCCCCGGAGAAUGCGCCCACUGGCCACGCGUGCCUCGUCGCCAAGGCCAAUGGGUACCCCACGCUCGUGGAUCACGACCACAGAUUCACCACCAGCCAGGCUUUUGCCGGCAGCACGCUUUUCAGGGUAAACGGGGACGACAUUCGCCCAGGCGUGCUGGUAUUCGCUGUAUUCAAUGUCGACUACUUCAAGCACUCCGACAUCAGGUACAGCAUCAGGAUAUCUUCUCAAGGGGGUUCCUUUUCGAUCAGUCCGUACAUCAGCAUUGCGCUGGGCAUCACCGUCUCCUUGUUUCUCUGCGUGCUUGUCAGCCUUUGCAAGAGAUUCCUGCUGCGCACCUCCUUGUGGCCAUGGACCCAAAGAGUCCUGCCUGGAUCCGCGAGCAAUCAGGAAGCACUGCCGCCUCGACCACAAUCUCGUGGAUUGCCCAGGGAAAUUGUGGAGUCGUUCCCAUGCCACGAGUUUGUUCCAAACGAACACGCAAAAAGGCACAAGAACGAUUCAGAGAUUCUGAGCGGCGACCAGGACAGCCUGAGUAACACAGAAGACAUAAAGCUGGAAACGGCGCCAAAUGAGAAUAUGGAAGACGGGGAGAAGGCAAAAUCAGAAGCAAACUGGAGUGCCGAGAGGUUGGUGCUGUAG